AACUCAGUGACCGUACAAGCGCGAUCGUAAAGGGGUUAUUUCGGUUAUUGCCGCGCUUUCAAAAACCGGAAAAUUUUUGAAAAAUUCUGUGCGAAUCGAGGAAAGUGCAUUGUGUAUGCCGCUACAACUCAAAUUCGGGUUUUGUCGUUGAUAGUAGCACCAGUGUUAUGUGACUUGUGAUUAUCGAAGAGUUCAGAGGAUUUUGAGAGUUGUGUUUCAGUGAAAUUCGUUGUUUUUAGUGUUAUGUAGAGGAUUGUUGGAUUUUAACCCCCCAGAGGGAUUCUUGUAUGGAUACCAGGAAACCAAUUAGUCAUUGAUACGUUUCAUGAAGAGCUGUACCUGAAUCGAGAAAGGUGCUAUUCAUCGAUGUUGGGCAGCCCUGCUGGUCCAGGGGCGCCCUCUCAAAGGGGGCUUUGGACAUCUGCACCACUUCCUUCUGCCACCGGGUAUACUGCUGAUGGAUUCAGCAAAUACGGCGUUUAUUCGCUCUUCCCCGGAGGCCCAACCUUUGGCAGCGCCCUCUACUCACAUGCCAACGCAUUCAGCCGUUUUACGUCAGGACAAUUCCAGCCCACACCAGGAAAUAUUUUUCAUGGAAGUCAUAAAGUUUCAGAUUCCCUGUUCUCGUCGACGGGCUACACCUUCGGGGUGCCAACCCCUCCACCAGGUUCCCCCUACUCCCCAAUACCCGUGGCCCAGCUCGAGCUCCUCACCAAGGGCAUAAACUCGAACAUCAUCAUCCAGCAGGCUUCCGAUUUCUCGCUCAGUCCGAAAAAGGUCCAGAUCUCAGCAGACAGAUCUCGUUGCGACGAGAAGUGCUGCAACGUCAAGCAGAAAUCCUGCCUUUGUCAGGAUGACUCAUCCCAGGCACUCAGGGGGAAGUUCACGAACGGCAGCUCGGGGUGCUCGAGGACCAACCCCAUCGAGUGGGGGUGCGUUAACGUCAAGAAGGAGCCGGGAAACCCGUGUCAGGUGGCGGAGAUCACCACCAGCAUCUCGCCGGUGAUCAAGGUCGAGGUUGCGUCGCCGAGGAAUGGGAUUGAUAAGCUGGCCAGCCCGAAUACUGGAAUUGCCAACGGUAACAUCCCGGUGGGGAUAGCCGUGGCCAGGCAGAGGAUCCAGCAGCCGGAGCUGAUCAACUCACCCUCCCUUCCCCCUGCCGGCCUGCUCACCACCGUGAACGCCGCCGGCCAGAUUAAGGAAAUUGCGAGGCUGUCAGAAAUCGAAUCGACGCAGGCUGACAUGGCUGCAAGUUUGACAGCAGGAGGAGCCGCAGGAGGAACGCUAUUACAAUGCUCGGAGGAUCGGAACACAGCAUUAGCGAGCUGGCCAAUAGGAGGCGCGCAAAGCUCCUCCCUCGCCACUCCCACUCUGUGGCAAUACCCCGCCCCCGUCCCCAUGGAAUCUAUGGUUCCACUUCCGGUACCUAUGCCUCCUGUAGGCUUUCAGUUAGUUCGAGAUCCCACAAGUGGAGGGUUAUUACUUCUGCCCACUACCACAAGCUUAGAACCUAUACAACAGCAGACGGUCGUUUGGCCUAGUUACACUCAGCAGUCCCCCUUACUGUUACCUCCCCUACCUCCUCCGCCACUGCAGCUACUGAGCUCGGCUACCUCAGAUUACCUUUCGAGCAGCGCGACUUUCCAUCAGCAAACACAAACACACAGUACCAGACUGUUGGCCGUUGCUACAGAUACCAAGAGAAAGAUCCCUUUACCUUCUACCACACUGAUAAAGAUAGAAGCUGAUGCGUCUUCUCUCGAUCAAACGAAGACUAUCAGUUCCAUGUCGGGCACUUCUGGUGCUAUGUUCUCUGACCCAAGCAUAGCACCCCUUGUAACAACUCACGUUAUUUACCAGCACCCUCCUAACCUGAUAUUAUCCCAACCUCAACCAGUGGAAACUUCUUGCAAAUCUCAGGUGACGUCGCCGAUACCUUGUUUGACACCACCACCGGAAAUAUCUAGCCAGGUAGAAGAACCACCUCUGGCGGUAGACGCCAGUAACCAAACUGAUAGUCCAAUCUGCAGCGAAGAUGACAAUACUUUACACACUCUUCCGGAAGUCAACAUAGAGUCAGCUCAUGCUUCUAAUGAGUACCAAGAAGAAGAAACCGAGAAAGAAGACCCCCAAAUGAAUAAUACACCUGAUGAGGUCGAACAAUUUCCUGCACCAACCGAAGUACAAACAGAAUUCGAGGAAAAUAACGAACCGGUAAAUCUUGUGGUAGCUCAUGUUGAGAAAGAACAGCCGAAGAUUGAGGAACAGGUGGAACCUGAGGUAGAAAGUGUUAAACCAGAUCUGAGCGGUUUGGAGCUGUUGUCCAACAGCAUCGUAGAAUUCGAAUCUUGUCGAAGCUCUAUCAAAUCAGAGAUAAGAUCCAGUAUUGAUGAACCAGAACCCAAGGAGUUUCUUCAAAACGAAGAACCCAAGGAAGUUGGUCAGAGUGUAACUCAACACAAGCCAACUGAGGAUAGCUUGGUAGGUCUCGAUCUACUAUGCGCUCUAGCGGAACAAAGAAUUCUAGAGGAGUCUUCAGAAUUAGGCGAAGCGAACGCAAAAACAUCCAGGAAAGAGAAGAGAAAGUCCAGAAGGCAUUCAGAUGAACCAAGGCACAAGAAACGUAAAAGUGAUAAGUACAGUGAUGAGGAACGUAGAUUUAAGGUAGAUGUAGGUUUGAAGAAGAGUAAAUUGAAAAGGUCGGCUAGUGAAAGCAAAUCAUGUGAUAAUGAGGGUGAUUUUAAGUGUAGGUGUCGUUUGGAAAAUUACAAAUCUUGCCAUGACCCCAAAACGGAGGAAGUUGUGGCUAAAUAUAUCGCGAGUAAGAAUCAAAAUGGCUGUUGUAAGGCAGAUUGGCCUUGUAUGAACGCGUUAGAACUGGACAUGAGGAUCAGAUUGGCGGAUCUGCAGAGGAAAUUCAAGGAGAAACAGAAGGAGUUGAAGAAGUUGGGCAACAAGAAGCACCGACAUCAUUCGAAGAAGAGGUCGAGGAAGAAGUCUUCUUAUUCUGACAGAACUGAGACGCCGCCACCUCAGCUGGAUCCUGUUGAAACCACGCCAGAUCCUGCUGAAGUCAAGGGGUCGCUUCUGCUGAAACCCCCUACUCUUUGCGUAGCUGAGAGUGUCAAACCAACGAAACUGUCAGUCUUGAAAAAAACGAAAACCGAAAAUGAAAGCACAGAGACCGAAAAUUAUACUUGGUGUAUCGAAGAAAAGUCGAAAAGUAUCAAGAGGAAAAGCUCUGUGGAGGGUAGACGGGAUUCCCAUGACAAAGAGAGAAAAUCAUCGUCGAAGAAAAGAAAAGUUGGAAGGCCGAAAAGGAUAUCAGAGCACUACAUCCCAACUGAAACUAUAGUAGCUAAGAAACCGAAAACCUGCAACUUUGUAGGGUACCUGAUGGCCGCAAAGGAAAAAUUACAAAUGAGACUAUCGUUUUCUGAUAGCCCACCACGAUUCAUCGACGAAUCCAGUGUUUUCGUCGAGACAAAGAACAAAAACAACAACAAUAUACUCGUCAGAGAAUCAGCCAAAAAGACAAAUCCAGAAAUGGACAAAACAUUUGAAGACGAAUCCGCUUGGGAAACGGACAUGGAGAAAGAAGAACCAGACGCGAAAUUGACCAAGAAGGAGGAAGAUGAACCAGUGGUUGUAAAAACGGAGGUGCCAGAAGAGGAAGAACCUGCAGAAGAAGACCCGCACAUUUGUACGCUGACGCCAGAACACCUGGAGAUGGAGAACCUUAGGGUGCUGACAGCGAUGGGUGGACUGUUCUACGCUGGCAGAAUGCAUGCUGUUCAACCUCCAGAUGUGUAUUCCAUAACUCUGGAUGGGGAGAGGGGAAACAGACCGCAUAUCAUGUCGAGGGAAGAAAUUCUUAGGGAUGCUAUCGUAGAAAUCGCCCCGAAAAGCACAGAGGAACUUAGACCUGGAACCCGCCUGUGCGCAUAUUGGAGUCAGCAGUACAGGUGUCUAUAUCCGGGCAGCGUGGCUGAACCGGAAACACCAAACCAGGAACUGGAUCCCAAGUUCGUGUCCGUGGAAUUCGACGAUGGGGACAACGGUACAAUAUCUCUGGAAGACAUACGAUUGCUUCCUUUGAACCACCCUUAUAUGGAUUACGACCCUAAUCCACUUCUAAGUCUCAGCAGAAGAAGGCGCAGGACCUCUUCAAGCAACGCCAACGCUGCCGUUGACAGGCGACAGCCAGAUAGAACAGCUUCCUGUGAAAGAGUCGAAAGUGUGAAUCCAGUCCUCGUGAAUCUUGGAGAAGCUUCAGCAGAAAACCACAAGGAACGCAAACGCCUCAAGAAGAAGAAGAAAGAGAAGAAAAGGAGGAAGCAUAGGUACGAGGGCGAAGAAAACUUCAAAAAACACCAUAAGAAGCAUAAGAAACACAAGAAGCACCAUCAUGACAAGGAGAAUAUCAGUUCGAGUUCGGUGGACGAGAAGGAUCAAUCGACAGCAUCAUCUUCAGAUGGUGGGGAAAAUGGAAAUGGAGUGGAAAUGCUCUACAGGAUAGAAGAAAAUAAAUUGGUUGAAGAACCAAUUGAAGUACCGCAGAUUUAUGAGGUUGUAAAGGCCGAGCCUAAUGAAAACGAAGAAGUCAGCGUUGAGGAUGCUCAAACUGAAGAUGAUGAUGAUGAUGAUGACGAUGACUAUGUACCAAAUCCUGAAGACGAAGUUACUAUUGAUGACGUUCAGGAAUCUCCACCGAUUAAGAAAAUAAGAAAUCGUCAAGCAUCUUGUGAGAGCAGCAAGAGUGUAAUGAGCGCCUUUUUGCCUGAAAAACAGAUGUGGAGUUGGUCGGGUAAGGAAACCAAACGAGUGCGGGGCAAAGGAAGAAAAAUAAAAUAUUUCUAUGGUGCCAUCCAGAGAGGAAAGGAGAAAAUUUCGCUUAGAGACACUGCAGUAUUCUGUUCUACGAGUAAACCAGAGAGGCCAUACAUAGGUCAAAUAACCUCUUUGUAUGAAAAAAUUGGUGGAAACAAAUAUGUCAAGGUGAAAUGGUUCUACCACCCCGAAGAAACUGAGGACAAUCCUUCACUUCAUUAUACGGGAGGUGUUUUCGAAUCCUCACACUUCGAUGAAAACGACGUUCAAACUAUUUCCCACAAAUGCCAGGUGGUACCAUUGGCAAAUUAUCUGGAAAUCCUGAAAGAUAAUCCUGAAUUGAUCAAUGAAAGCAGUUUAUACUACUUAGCAGGACAGUACGAAGCUAAAGAGAAAAAACUCAAACUCUUCCCUGAGAUACCAGUCAACAAUGCAAAUUAAACUACAGCAAUAAUUGGAAAUUAUUCCCAGGUUUAAUGUUACUGUAUAUAGUAAUAGUGAUUUUUGGUGCUAUAUUAUAUCAUUAUUGAUGGAUGGUAGAUAUAGUUUCGUCGUUGUCUAUUAUCAUUCAAGUGUUUUAUUUUUAUCUUUUUAUCACGUGAAUGACGGACUUUUUAUAACUUUGUGUUGUAUAUGUGUAUGUAGAUGUAGGUUGUCGAUAUAAUACGCUUUAUUCAGCUGGCAGUAUCUCUGAGAAUGGUUUGUUAAUAAUUGUUAACUUGAAACAGUUUCGUCAUAUUUAAUGGGUUUGGCCUUACCCGAUAGAUAUUCAUUAUCAGAUGAAGUAAAACAAAAUUACUAAUAAUUGUGGAUUUUAAUUUUGUUCGAUUUCAUUUAAUUUCAUCCUAAUUUUCUAUCUUCAGUGAAUGUAAUUUCUAUUCUACAGGAUUUUGAAAUUUUGUUCAUAUUCAUAUUAGGUUCAUCGCUACUUUCAUUGAGUAACAGAGGGAUGAACUUUUUAAGCAUUGAAGAAAAUAAUGUUAUUCAAAUUUCUGUUAGAUUUAUAUUCAGCCACCCCAUAUCAGCAUCAAUGAACAGAAAAUCGUUCCAAAUAGUAAUUUAGGUCUUAGACAAUAAAAAACUUGAAGAAAUAUGGGUUGAACGAACCUUUCUCAGAGAAUCACUGAAUUCCACGUAGCCUUCUUGAUGUCCUAAACUUCGACUUCCAUUGAAAAGCAAUAUGAUAUUUAUAUCAUCUUAUACACCAAAAUGUAAUAAUAUUGCAUUAUAUUGAGACCAUACUUCUUUCAUCUUUGACAAUCGGCUACGGAUAUCUACUGAACUGGUAUACAGAUUUAUUUAGAUGUUUAAUUAUGACAUUCAUUGUAUACGUGUUAUUUCCUUUUUAAAAAUGAUUUUUAAUUGAUUGUUGUAUAUAGUACUAACUGCACACUAUAAUAGAGAGAUAUUAUAUAUUUUCAUAGUUAUUACCAAUAAGAGUCAUCCAGGGCGGUUAUACAAAAUUUGAAACUUUGGAUCCACGUUUUUUAUGAAAUUUUAAAUGACAAAGGACUGUUUCUGGUGCCUACUCGAGUAACUAUACUGUAUGACUUGUAUUGGGCCUAGAUUUGUGGAUAAUAGUGGCUAGAAACCUCCCUUCUCAACGACAUAGGGUAUGGUCCGUAUAUCACCUUGGUUACUAUGGUUAUUAAGUUGGUGGUCCAUAUAUGUCAAAUUUCUCAAAAACCUCAAUUUUCCGUGAGUUAUUUGUCACCAGAGCAACCGUACUUUUAUUCUGGUUAGGAUCGGUAACCACGCCCAUUCCAGUUGGCAGUUCAAAAAUUGUGUUAUUUUAAUUACGAAACAAAUACCCUUCAGAGUCAUAAAGAACUAUUAGUUAUUCAGAAAUUAAAAGAGAUCAACCAUUUAUAACCUCCAAAAUUCUGUCAAUGAAAAAUUUAGUUGACAAUUGACAAGUGUCAAACAGUCCGUAAAUACGAAGCAGGUUACCUUAAACAUUGAAAACCACUAGUAACCUCUUUGAAAUUCUCGGCGAUUUACGGACCAUACCCAUAGUAUGAUAUACCUUAUAUAUUUAUCAUAAUCUUAUAAUAUGUGCAAUGUACCUUAUCUUGUUCCAAGAAAAGUACUUUAGUAUACGCAAGAAGUUUUACCAUAUCGCUUUUUUGUAUCGUCACAUUUAGAUCUUCCAACUAAAUGUUGAUAAUUCUGCUUACAAGAAGUAUAAUAAUGGUGGAGUAUAUCAGUGUCUACUAUUAUCCAAAUAUAAUUGAUGUUAUACAUAUAGCUUUAUGCGGAAUCGUAUUUUUUAUUCCGCAUCAUUGUGCUUCUAAUAUACGAUUAGUACUUUAAGAUUUGUUGCUUGAUUAAUCAGUGUUUAUCAUAACCAUGAGUCCUUCAGAAGUACAUUAAAUGAAAGAAUGAAUCAUUGUUUGUUCAACAAUUGAACGCAAUGGUGUAUGUUGUUUCUUACUUUUAGAAUAAAAUUGAAUAGCAAGUUAUUUGCUUUUUAUUUUUUUAAUAUAGACGAGAGACCAAACUUUACUUCAUAUAUAUCAUGUAAAUAUUAUAUUGAUAAUAAAAAUUUAUUUCCAGCAUCAAUUAUUGAUUCACUUUAGAACUCAAGAUGAGUUCCUAUGAAAUAUUAUUGUAUAAAUGGUCCAUUUUCUCUACUUCCCAAAUAAACCAUUAUAAUUCUCCAUAAAAAUGUUACUAUAAGGCCUUAAACCGAUUUGGAAAUAAUUCAUGCUUUUUAUAUAAUCAGAUGUUGUAUAUGUAGAAUCAGUAUUAAGUGUGAUUUUCUAUUGUUAGGGGUGUAUUGUGAGAACUUGUAUAUACAUUUCUAUUGAAAAAAAUCUAUUUUAGAUAUAUAAAAAGCAAUAUUUUUGGAAAUUUUUCGAUUCGAAUAAUAUGGGGCUGAGCAUUGCUUUGAUUAUAUUUCGAAUAUGAAUUUGUAUAUGAAAAGGGAUCACCUUAUGCCUGAAUACAUCCUACCAAUAUUGAUUCUCAACAAGUAUUAAAUAAAAUGAGUCAGCA
Harmonia axyridis is the source of this 7827-nucleotide messenger RNA. RefSeq names its product protein winged eye. The record is from RefSeq and is a predicted model, not a curated record. The transcript is spliced from 14 exons. Lineage: Eukaryota; Metazoa; Arthropoda; Insecta; Coleoptera; Coccinellidae. Bases 367 to 5271 code for a protein of 1634 amino acids. Gene Ontology annotation, molecular function: chromatin binding.